Messenger RNA from Colletotrichum lupini, 801 nucleotides. RefSeq lists its product as uncharacterized. The transcript is spliced from 2 exons. Bases 1 to 801 code for a protein of 266 amino acids. NCBI's taxonomy places the organism in Eukaryota, Fungi, Ascomycota, Sordariomycetes, Glomerellales, Glomerellaceae. The record is from RefSeq and is a predicted model, not a curated record.
AUGAAUACAAUGGCCGGACCCAGCCCUGCCUCUUGGAACGAACCACCAAUCGCUCCACUCCUUUCCCCCUACCGCGAAGAUAAGAGCAAGAGACUACAUAGCCGCGAAGGCAGCCGCAGCAGCGGCAAAAGCCAGUCCUUCUUGGCGUCCUUGGAAAGGCUGAAUUCUCAAUCUAACUGGAGCAUGGGAUCGAUGAAAAAGAAGCAGGCCAUGCUCGUGUCGCGGAUGACGCCGUCUCGGGGGACACGGAGGUCGAGGGCAUCGACCGAGUCCCGGGGGCCCUUUUCGUCCAAAGAGGACUUCGAUGUCGACGACGUUGACGAUGUAGACGACCUGGAGCUGCCGCCGAAUAUCCUGGCGGAUAAUUGGGGUUCUUCGGCACCUUCUUCUGGUUCGGAGCAGCGUCCAAGGCGUCGUGGCAGCAAGAAGCCGAAGAAGAGGGUGGCGAAGAAGGAGCAGAAGAAGAGAGGGUUUCGGGCCAGGCUUCGACGACUCCUCGGUCGGGAUAAGAAGAAGAGCAAGGGUGGUCACGAGUCGCCAUACAGCCACAGGGAGACAAGACAAAACAUGCAGAGCGAGGACUCGGGACUGUCUGAUCAGCAAGAUGCCACGGCAGAGCGGAAUCCUCAACCAACCAAGGCUGGCCUAUCUCCACCGAUAGAGAAUACGCCUCGAUCCAGCUGCCGCAACAUUCUCAGAGACGCUUUCGCCCAAAAUCGAGCUGAGGCAAAGGAGGAGCCGACCGAUAGACCGAAGGAAGCUGUCAAGCCCAUGGAUGAUGGACAUACGACAAAGCAGUGA